Nerophis lumbriciformis (worm pipefish) is the source of this 603-nucleotide messenger RNA. The record is from RefSeq and is a predicted model, not a curated record. Lineage: Eukaryota; Metazoa; Chordata; Actinopteri; Syngnathiformes; Syngnathidae.
AUGGGGAAUGGCUUCUCGGAACAACCUAGCUUCAUGUCGAGCAUCCCUUUCUUCCAAUCGUUCCACAUCGCAAUCCUCGGGUUGGACUCUGCUGGAAAGACCACCGUGCUGUACCGGCUUCAGUUCAAUGAGUUUGUCAACACUGUGCCCACCAAGGGCUUCAACGCAGAGCGGGUGCGAGUGUCCCUGGGAGCCCAGCGCACUGUGACCUUCCAGUUCUGGGACGUGGGCGGUCAGGAGAAGCUGCGGCCGCUGUGGAAAUCGUACACCCGCUGCACGGAUGGUAUCAUCUUCGUGGUGGACUCUGUGGACGCCGAGCGCAUGGAGGAGGCCAAGACGGAGCUCCACAAGAUCGCAAAGUCUUCGGAGAACCAGGGGGUGCCGCUCUUGGUGGUGGCAAACAAGCAGGACUUAAGGCACUCCCUAGGGCCGGCGGAGAUCGAGAAGCUCCUGGCGCUCAAGGAGCUAAGCCCGGCCACACCAUGGCACCUGCAGCCCGCCUGCGCCAUCAUCGGGGACGGACUCCGGGAGGGUCUUGACCGACUCUAUGACCUGAUCCUCAAACACCGGAAGGCCAUCCGGCAGCAGAGGAAGAAGCGAUAA